Strongyloides ratti is the source of this 2598-nucleotide messenger RNA. RefSeq names its product USP6 N-terminal-like protein. The transcript has 2 exons. Lineage: Eukaryota; Metazoa; Nematoda; Chromadorea; Rhabditida; Strongyloididae. Bases 1 to 2598 code for a protein of 865 amino acids. The record is from RefSeq and is a predicted model, not a curated record.
AUGGUAUCACCACCUCCACCUGCAGAGUCAAAUUAUGUUGAAAUAAUUCAUUAUCCAUCAUUCUCAUCUGAUAAUAAAGGAGGAAAUAAAGAUAAUUAUUCUCAUUCUAUUUAUCCUUCACCUUAUGGAAAGAAAAAAAAUGAACAUUAUCAAAUGUCACAUAGUUAUUCAGGGUAUAUUCCAAAUAAUCCAAUUAUUCAUCCUGUUAAACAAGAUAGAAGUCAUUCAGUUAUAAAUUCAAAUGAAUUUUCUGGUAUAUAUAUUCAUCAAAAUAUUAAAGUUAAUAGUAUUAUAAAUGCUGCUGAUAUUUUAGAAAAAAAAAUUAAUGAUAAAAGUAAUGAUAUAAUGACUAUACAUGAUAAUAAAUCUCCUCGAACAAUAUAUGCAGGUAAACAUAUACCUCAUACCAUGAUAUCUCCAAACAAGAUAUCACUUAUUGAUGAAAUAAAACCAAUAAAUAAAAUACCACAUUCUGGUAAUAUUAUAAUAUAUAAUGAAGAUAAUGGAAAAGAAACUGAUAUACUUGAUAGUGAAAGUGAAGAAGAUGAUGAUAUAAUUCAUGUAUAUUCAGGAGAUAAAAAAUUUGAUGAAAGUAGUGAUGAUAGUGAUGAAUAUGAGGAAGAAUUAUCACCAGAAUAUAAAGAUUUAAUGGAAAGAGAAGAAAUUAAAAUAAAAUAUUUUGGUAAUCCUGAAGGUAAAGCUGAUGAUUGGGAAAAUCCAGAUUUUAAUUUAUAUAAAAUGACUGAUAGAUAUGGUUUUGUACAUAAAGAUCUUGAUAAAAUUGAUACAGAAGAUACAAUACAUGAAAAACAAUUAGAAUUAAAAAGAGAAUAUAAAUGGUUAAAAAUGUUAAAAAUAAAAGGUAAAAAUCAUAAAAAAUGGGAAGAAAGAAUAUGGAAAGGUGUUCCUGAUAAAAUGAGACCAAUUGUAUGGCCAAUAUUAUUAGAAUGUCAGGAAUUAAAAGAAAAAUAUCCAAAAAAUUAUUAUAAAGAAUUACUUGAAAAAUCUUUACUUUUAUGUAAAGAUAUAAAACAAAUUGAUCUUGAUAUCAAUAGAACAUAUAGAGAUCAUUUAGCAUUUCGCAAAAGAUAUGAUUUAAAGCAAAAAAGUUUAUUUAAUCUUCUUACAGCAUGUGCCAUGUUUAAUACAGAAGUUGGGUAUUGUCAAGGAAUGAGUCAAAUAGGUGCAUUAUUUUUAAUGUAUAUGGAUGAGGAAGAUUCAUUUUGGUGUAUGCAUUCAUUACUUACAAAUAAAAAAUGGGGAAUGCAUGGUUUUUUUAAAAUUGGUUUUCCAAGUUUAAUGAGAUAUGAAAAACAUUUUAAUUAUAUUGUUGAAAAAUAUUUACCAAAAUUAAAUAAACAUUUACAAAAUCAAGAUAUUCCAUCAAUUUAUCUUACUAAAUGGUGGUUUGGAUGUUUUUUAGAUCGUGUACCAUUUCCAUUAGCAUUAAGAUUUUGGGAUGUUUUUUUAUUAAAUGGUAGUUGUAUGUUAAUUGUUAUUGGUUAUACUAUUUUACAUUUACAUCAAAAACAAUUAAGAAAGUGCAGUAUUGAAGGAUAUUUACAUUAUAUACAAGAUAAAUUAGCUAAUGAUUUUGGAUAUACAAUGUAUGAUACAAUGUUAAAUUUAGAAAGAAAUUAUAAAAAAUUAAAAAAUAAUAAUGAUCAUUUACCACCACCACCAGGAGAGAAUGAUCCUAUUGAAGUACCACAACAAUCUUUUGGUGUUAUAAUGAAUAGAAGUUUAGACGAGAUUAAAAGUGAAAUUGAUGAAAUACGUAGUAUAAGAAAAUCUCGUUGUAAUUCUACAACAGGGAAAUCACCUGGUAUCAAUAAAAAAAAAUUACCAAACAAUUUAAAGGAUGAAAUUAACGAAAAAAAUAAAUAUAAUUUUAAAACAACAAAUUACAUUAAUAAAGAAUCUUAUACAAAUUCUUCCGAUAAAUAUAAUACUACUUAUUCACCAUCAUCUAUGACAAAAUUUCCAAGAGAUACAAUUGAUAAUAAAAAUAUUAUUACUAGUACAUCACCAUCUUUUCAAUUUUCUAAAACAUCAUUAACAAGUUAUACCAAUCCAUCGGAUCCUUAUUACCAUUCUCAACCUGAUCCCAAAAUACAAUUAACAAAAUAUGGUAAAACUCAUCCUGAAAGUCCACUAGUUGGUAGAUGGACACCAACAAUAAAUAAAAAUUCUUCUUCAUAUCCAUUAAAUGGAUCAAAUAGACAUAGUUUUUAUGAUAAUGUAGAAGAAUUAGCUAAUGAAACUCGUGUAAUUAAAUUACCAAACAAUGUCACAUGUAUUGAAAUGGAUGAUGAUAUUUCAUCAUCAAGACAAUCAUCAAUAGGAUAUUCUAACAACCAACAAAAUAAACUUUAUAAAAAUAAUAUUGAAAGUAGUGGAAUAAAACAUUUUACUAAUACUUCUAAACCUUAUCAACAACAAUAUCAACAUUCUAAUAUACAAUAUCCAAAAAAUCCAACAAAUGACUAUAGAAUGAUGGAUGAUGUUAAAUAUAUUCAAAAAAGAGGAAAUGGUAUGGUUUAUUCAAAAAAUAGUUUGAAAACUGCAAAUAUAACUGAGAGGCAAAGUUUUAUCUAA